AUGAGCGGAGGGGUCUACGGAGGAGAUGAGGUUGGGGCGUUGGUCUUUGACAUUGGCUCAUUCUCUGUCCGGGCUGGCUAUGCAGGGGAAGACUGUCCCAAGGCAGAUUUUCCCACCACUGUGGGUUUACUCUCCCACGACGAGUCAGCGAUGGAGCUGGACGGAGAGGAGAAGAAAACUGGGAAGGUCUACUACAUUGACACCAACUCCUUGCACGUCCCGCGGGAGAACACAGAGGUCAUUUCGCCACUCAAGAAUGGGAUGAUUGAAGACUGGGACUGUUUUCAAGCCAUACUGGACCACACCUACAACAAGCAUAUCAAAUCGGAGCCAAACCUGCACCCUGUGCUCAUGUCUGAGGCCCCGUGGAACACGCGCGCCAAGCGUGAGAAACUGACGGAGUUGAUGUUUGAGCAUUACAGCAUCCCAGCUUUCUUUCUCUGCAAGACGGCUGUCCUCACAGCUUUUGCCAAUGGAAGGAGCACUGGCCUUGUCCUGGACAGUGGGGCAACACACACCACAGCCAUCCCAGUUCAUGAUGGUUACAUCCUACAGCAAGGAAUCGUGAAAUCCCCCCUGGCUGGAGACUUCAUCUCCAUGCAGUGCCGUGAACUUUUCCAGGAGAUGAACAUCGAGAUCAUUCCGCCCUACAUGAUUGCAGCCAAGGAGCCUGUGCGGGAAGGGGCUGCCCCAAACUGGAAGAAGAAGGAGAAGCUGCCUCAAGUCAGCAAAUCCUGGAACAAUUACAUGUGCAAUGAGGUCAUACAAGAUUUCCAGGCCUCUGUGCUGCAAGUUUCAGAUUCUCCGUAUGAUGAACAGGUAGCUGCCCAGAUGCCCACCGUCCACUACGAAAUGCCCAAUGGCUACAACACCGACUAUGGGGCGGAGCGGCUUCGCAUCCCAGAGGGGCUUUUCGACCCCUCCAACGUGAAGGGUUUGUCGGGGAACACAAUGUUGGGGGUCGGCCAUGUGGUCACAACCAGUAUUGGAAUGUGCGACAUUGACAUUCGGCCUGGUCUCUACGGCAGUGUUAUUGUCACAGGGGGAACCACUUUGCUACAAGGCUUCACGGACCGGCUCAACCGGGAACUCUCUCAGAAAACACCACCGAGCAUGCGCCUGAAGCUCAUUGCCAGCAACAGCAGCAUGGAAAGGAGGUUCAGCCCUUGGAUUGGGGGCUCCAUCUUGGCCUCUCUCGGCACCUUCCAACAGAUGUGGAUAUCGAAGCAGGAAUAUGAGGAAGGGGGCAAACAGUGCGUGGAGAGGAAAUGCCCCUGAAACGGCAGCUGCCCCCUUGCCCUCUUCCUGCCCCCCACCUCAUGGAUGCUGCAGCCCCUCCCCCCAGCGACUCUGGUCCAAAUCACACCCCGCCCUGCUGCAUCCUCUUGGCUUCUCUCCCCUUCCAAAGAACCCAGGAGCCCUGCACCCUGGCCUCAUUUCCACUUGCUCCAGAGAAAAACCCAGGCAUCCUGCAGCCCCUCUGGCCAUCAGUGCUUGCUCCAACCCCAGAUCAAAGUGCCCAGGAGACAAGAGUCUGGCUUCUCUCUCAGUCUCAUCUGAAGCUGCUGAAUUGCAAAAGAGAUGGGAUUUGCGGGGGACGCUCGCCUGAUUCUGCGGUCCUAGACCUCUGUGGACGUCCCUGAAAGGCAGACAUCCCAUUUUCCUGUCUGUGUCCAGUCAGGGGCUGUGGAGGAAGCCCUCUCACCUCCCCUUCUGCCCUUUUAUAUGUAACCUGGGUGGGUCUAUUUAUUCACCGGACUGCUUAAUGGAUUGGCAUUCAUAUUCUUGUUUACAAUUCUUUUCGGUGUCAGAAAAAUAAUAAAU
This is a messenger RNA of Rhineura floridana, 1824 nucleotides long. RefSeq names its product actin like 6B (gene ACTL6B). Gene Ontology annotation, molecular function: chromatin binding. Gene Ontology annotation, cellular component: NuA4 histone acetyltransferase complex; SWI/SNF complex. The coding region runs from base 1 to 1278 and encodes 425 amino acids. The record is from RefSeq and is a predicted model, not a curated record. Gene Ontology annotation, biological process: regulation of transcription by RNA polymerase II; nervous system development. The transcript has 14 exons. NCBI's taxonomy places the organism in Eukaryota, Metazoa, Chordata, Lepidosauria, Squamata, Rhineuridae.